AUGCCAAAUCACUCCGGAGAUCUCUCGCAGUUCGUCGACUCGCACGUCGUUCGAGAUAUCGUCGUUUGGACCCCGGCGACUUAUCCUUCUCGAAAGGACACUUCUUUCUACCAUCCGAGCCAUUCGCUCUUGUCGAGGAUGGACCUGCGCUGGACACCUAUCGUUGAUGCCCUCUUGAAUCAUGUUCGCUGCCCUGGAGGCUACAUGAUAUACAACUCCACUUGGUUCUCUCCGUCAAGAAGGAAGGGAAGCGGCGCAGAUCAAUUCACGAUCUUGCCCGCUCGCGGUCAGACCAUCCUAUAUCGAAUCGAAGGCGGCAGAAACUCGUUGGGCCUUGUCUCUCCACCUCACUUGGCCCUGGAAGUCGCACUCGAUAAGACCACUGGCGAGCCACCAAAUACCUACAUAUGCGCAUAUGUCCUUGCACGACUGUUUAACGGGCAGCAUUCGUUCCCAACAACAACAAACAUCGAGUGGGGUAUCACGUGUGCUCGGUUCCCAACCUGGAGCACACCAGACCCCCCUUCCACGUCGAUCCUUUGGGAGAUUGUCGUGACCCUGGAACUGUGCCGGGCCUAA
This is a messenger RNA of Sodiomyces alkalinus F11, 579 nucleotides long. RefSeq lists its product as hypothetical. The record is from RefSeq and is a predicted model, not a curated record. The transcript is spliced from 3 exons. NCBI's taxonomy places the organism in Eukaryota, Fungi, Ascomycota, Sordariomycetes, Glomerellales, Plectosphaerellaceae. The coding region runs from base 1 to 579 and encodes 192 amino acids.